Messenger RNA from Chaetomium globosum CBS 148.51, 315 nucleotides. RefSeq lists its product as uncharacterized. NCBI's taxonomy places the organism in Eukaryota, Fungi, Ascomycota, Sordariomycetes, Sordariales, Chaetomiaceae. The transcript has 2 exons. The record is from RefSeq and is a predicted model, not a curated record. The coding region runs from base 1 to 315 and encodes 104 amino acids.
AUGCCAACCUACAUUGACGAGUGCAUAUCACUGGUGGAAAACAAGCUUCUCUCGGCCCGCUUCGAGACACAGGCUGCUAAGAUCCGAAUCGAAACCAAUCCUGCGAAGAUCUUGUUUGGUGACGAUUUACCGGUUUCGCUAUGGGCGCAGAGCCGUCGCAGGGUUGAGGUCCUCGUCGACAUGACGUUGUCCGGAGUCCAACGGUUUCUGAAGAGUCUCGCCGAUCACGGUGUCGGAGGUGGAGGAGAACAUGGCGGGGUCCGCUACCGCUUCGUGGAGGAUACUAAACUGGAAUCGGACCUUUCGACUCAGUGA